AUGGGCAUUACUUUGGACGUUACACACAUUGGCACUGCAACUGCCGUUCUGGAGGUCAACGGCAUCAACUUUUUGACCGAUCCGUUCUUCUCCCCGGCUGGAACCUUUUGGGACAGGGGUCGGGUAGUCCUCAAGGUGACAGAAAACCCUGCUCUCCGUCUUGACCAGCUUCCGGUGAUUGAUGCUGUACUCCUGAGCCACGAAGACCACCCCGACAACCUAGACGAGCUCGGCCGCCAGCUUCUAGACGGACGUCACGUAUUCACUACCGUCGAUGGAGGUAAUAACCUUCGACCCCGUCCCGCUGUGUAUGGCAUGAAGCCAUGGGAGGAAAUCACUUGCAUCAUUGCUGGCAAAAAAUUCACCAUUACCGCGACCCCGACCCAGCAUGUCCCUGGAAACGAAUGUACCGGCUUUAUCCUUACCAAUGACGAAUUUGGCUUUGGCCGUGAUGGCCUACCUAACGCAAUUUAUUUCACUGGCGAUACCGUCUACAUUGACGAACUAAAUGCCAUUGCAGACCGCUAUCACGUCCGUGCCGCCGUGAUGAAUCUAGGCAACGCCCAUGUUCCUUCGAGUGAUGAACCUGGGAGUACCCCCAUGCAGAUCACCAUGGGUGGUAAGGAUGGGGCCAAGUUAUUCCGUGCGCUGAAGGCCGACGUCCUUGUUCCCAUGCACUACGAAUCUUGGGGGCAUUUCACCGAGUUUGGAGUCGAAUUGCGUCAGGCCUUUGAGGAGGAGGGAAUCAGUGAUAAGAUUUGCUGGCUGAAGGCAGGAGAAAAGGUGCAUGUCCUUUGA
Penicillium cataractarum is the source of this 798-nucleotide messenger RNA. RefSeq names its product MBL fold metallo-hydrolase. NCBI's taxonomy places the organism in Eukaryota, Fungi, Ascomycota, Eurotiomycetes, Eurotiales, Aspergillaceae. The record is from RefSeq and is a predicted model, not a curated record. The transcript has a single exon. The coding region runs from base 1 to 798 and encodes 265 amino acids.